GGUUCCAAGUCUGAGCAGGCAAGAGGAGAGCACCGUCAUUCUAUCAUCCUCAGACUCUGCAGAAGCUGCGUUAUCAACAGAGCAGAAACCAGAGUCUCAUUGACUGGUUGGCAAAUAGAACAAGACAAGGCACAGCAGGAGGACAGACAGGCAUCAUGACUCAGGGCAAGCUGUUUCUUGCAGACAAGACCGCCAAUGGCUCCUCCAGUGGACAGGCUUUGGCGGCACCAGCUCCUCCCAGCUAUGAGGAGGCCACUGCGAGCACCAGUGCUCCUUGCUACAAUGAUGUGGAAAUGCUCACUGAGUUCACUUGGGAUGAUCGCAACAUCAGGAGGAUCUUCAUCCGAAAGGUGUACGCCGUCUUGAUGAUCCAGCUUUUGGUCACUCUUGCUAUUGUGGCUCUUUUCACAUUCUGUGACCCCGUGAAGGACUACAUUCAAAGCAACCCUGGGUGGUACUGGGCCUCUUAUGCUGUGUUCUUUGUCACCUAUCUGACCCUGUCUUGCUGCUCUGCACCAAGGAGACAUUUUCCAUGGAAUCUGAUUCUGCUUGCCAUCUUUACCCUCUCCCUCUCCUACAUGACAGGGAUGUUGUCCAGUUUCUAUAAUACCAAGUCAGUGGUGAUGUGUCUGGGCAUCACAGCAGCUGUUUGUCUUGUGGUCACAGUCUUCAGCUUCCAAACUAAGUUUGAUGUGACAUCAUACCAAGGUGUGCUCUUUGUCUUCUGCAUGGUGAUGUUCAUCUCUGGACUGGUUCUGGCACUCGUCCUUCCAUUUCAAUAUGUACCGUGGUUGGAUACCGUCUACGCUGUCUUGGGAGCCAUACUGUUUACCAUGUUUUUGGCGUUUGACACCCAACUCAUCAUGGGAAACAAGCGGUACACCAUAAGUCCAGAGGAGUAUGUCUUCGCCACUCUCAACAUCUACCUAGAUAUAAUUUACAUCUUUUCCUUCUUUCUGCAAAUCUUUGGAACAAAACAGGAGUAAACCAUCACAUCUACCUUUCUGAUGCACACCUAUGGAAAAUAGGGAGACAUGAUAAGAGUCUUUUAAAAUUUUGGUGAUGGUGGUGACAAGGUUUCCAAUUGCAACAGCUUUAUGUUUUGCGUGAUACUGACAGGGUCACAAAUACUUUGUAAAUUUCAUAGCUUUCACAACCAAGACGUCUAGAACCUUUCCCUACUCUCCAGCAUGAUUGGGAACCCCCACCAGAUUAUGUGGUUAGCUCUCUCGGUUUACCACCCAAAAUCAUUUCGUAACUCGUGAUCAUCAGGCUCCAUUUAACGAUAGAUAAAACAUUCUUUGAGUGUCCAUAAGCAGCUGUAUGGGUGUCUAAUGGUGUCACAGAUCUUCUGCAAAAGAUAGACGUCAAUGCUGUUUAGGAGGUAUUUGAUAAACAGCACAUUAUGCAUGACUCUAACUAUGCCAAGUACAGUAAUCCCAUCAUUGGGCUUUCUGUGGGUGUUAAUUAGUCACUGGAAGCACAAAGGUAACUUUAAAAAACACUUAAAGACUUUCCCUGUGUUUUCGGUUACCUGUCUUAAACAGUUUGAGGAUAGAUGACUUGUUUUCUGGCAUUUAAAUGACAAUCUGAAAAUGUUAUUCAUUGAAUUUGGGAUGUUGCUACUCAUCUUUACAUUCAUUUCGUACUCGUUGUAUACUGUAUGGUCUAUUUUUUAAAUUUUUGCUCAAUUUAACUCUGAAGAUGUCAUUCGUUCACAUUGUCGCAGUGUUUAUUGUUAGUUUGUUAUGUGACUAUGUGUGUUUAAACUUGAUAUCUUGAAAAAUAUUUAGUUUGAUCAAACCUUGAUUAUUGGUAUUAUCUUUUCUGGUCCUAACGUUAUAUGAACCAACAUAGUUUGUGUGAAGUGGUGACACAUGAUAAUUGAAUAUAAACAUGACAGUGCCAAACAUGCAUGGGUUUACUCAAACUUUUGAUAAGGCCUGCAUUUGUGGAGGGGCUUAAAUGCUAUAUUUCAUGACAUAAAGUUUAUUUUUUAAUGACAGAAUGAUCUAUUUCGGAUAAAAUGUUAAAUGGUUUAAAGCUUGAAAUGAAUUUAUUAGUUUUUUAAAGUGACCUUGAAAUAUAUUUAUUUGAUGAUAUUGAUGCAGUAGUUGUAUAUUGUUUUAAGAGCAUUUUCAUUGGUGUUACUGUAUGCAUUCAUUAAAGGGUGAAUGUGGA
Messenger RNA from Scophthalmus maximus (turbot), 2181 nucleotides. RefSeq names its product protein lifeguard 2. Lineage: Eukaryota; Metazoa; Chordata; Actinopteri; Pleuronectiformes; Scophthalmidae. Gene Ontology annotation, cellular component: membrane; endoplasmic reticulum; Golgi apparatus. Gene Ontology annotation, biological process: negative regulation of apoptotic signaling pathway. The coding region runs from base 156 to 986 and encodes 276 amino acids. The transcript is spliced from 12 exons. The record is from RefSeq and is a predicted model, not a curated record.